AAAAAAUAAGAAGAAAUGAAUCAAAAUUUCAAAACACCUGACCACCAUAAAUUCAACAACUCCUCUUCACGACGUUAAUUAAGAAAACCUGCAAACCGUAACCUCGCCGGAAAAAUCUCCUCAGCCGUGUACCCCCUGAAACUUCUCUCCCCCAAUUCAAUACCAACCUCGUAUCGAUCACGCACAUACACACAUAUGUUGUAUCUAUCCAUCUCCAUAUCUACACUACCCAUAUUUAGUCAAGCUGUCAAACAAUUUUUUCCUUUUCUUUUGAAAAAUUUCUAUUUGGGAGCAAAGGAAUUUGGCAGUUGAGCCCUGAGUUAUGCUGAUCUCGCGAUGCAUCCUUUCUGCUGCGGGUCAACGGUGACGAUCGACAGCUACGACAUGCCGCCUCCGGCGCCGUAUCCGCCGUCAGAUCCGGCGACUAACGGGCACAACUCGGCGGCUCUAUCCAGAGCCUCUUCGGUGCGCGAUGCCGGGGGAGAUCACGGCCACGGCCAGAAUCAGGUUAACCGGGAGCUGAAGAUCAACGACAUAGUUGGGGAUGGGAUCUCGGGGAUUUUGUACAAGUGGGUGAACUACGGGAGGGGCUGGCGGCCGCGGUGGUUCGUGCUUCAGGACGGGGUGCUGAGCUACUACAAGAUCCACGGGCCGGACAGGAUUGUCCUUGAGCAGGAGACGGAGAGAGGGUCAAGAGUGAUUGGGGAUGAGUCGAUGAGGCGGAUUAAGCGGCCUCUUGCUAAUCACCACCACCACCAUCAAAAUCAGAAUCAGAAUCACCAUCGGAACAGAAGCAGUAGCUCGUCGCCGAAAAGCCGGAAGCCCGUUGGCGAAGUUCAUUUAAAGAAAAUGCAACUGCCUGGUCUUUUCAACUGUUUAGUUUCCAUACAGGUCUCAUCUAUUCGGGAGAGCCAAUCAGAUGAUAAGAGAUUCUCCAUUUUUACGGGGACAAAGAAGCUCCAUCUGAGGACCGAGAGCCGUGAGGCCAGAAUAACUUGGAUGGAAGCUUUGCAGACAGUGAAGGAAAUGUUCCCAAGGAUGUCCAACAGUGAGCUAUUGGCGCCCGUGGACAACUUGGCGGUCUCAACCGAGAAGCUGAGGCAGAGGCUGUUGGAAGAAGGCUUGAGUGAGGCCGCCAUUCAGCAAAGCGAGCAGAUCAUGAGGAAUGAAUUUGCUUCAUUGCAGAAUCAGCUGAUGAUCUUGCAGCAGAAGCAUUGGAUCCUCGUGGACACACUGCGUCAGCUUGAGACAGAAAAAGUUGACUUGGAGAAUACGGUUGUUGACGAGAGCCAGAGACAGUCUAAAGAUGUUGGGGCACCGGCAUCUACUAACACAAGGCAAGAUAAGUCUAGUGAAAGCACCACUGAGUCAGAAGAUGAGAAUGAAAGAGUAGAUGGGGCAGAGGAGGAUACAGAUGAAGAAGACAAUGCCUUUUUUGACACCAGAGAUUUUCUUUCUUCUAGUUCCUUUAGAAGUAGCGGGUCCGACUUUAGGAUGUUAUCACUAUCAUCUGAUGAUGAUGAGCAUUGUUCUUUUGAAGAUGAGGAAGAUAUUGAUCCUGCCAUUAGAUCUGUUGGAAUGAACUUUCCUCGCAUUAAGCGUCGCAAAAAAUUACCUGAUCCUGUUGAGAAAGAGAAAGGAGUGAGUUUAUGGUCGAUGAUUAAAGACAAUAUUGGGAAGGAUCUUUCCAAAGUAUGUCUCCCGGUUUACUUCAAUGAACCGCUCUCUUCACUGCAAAAAUGUUUUGAAGAUGUGGAAUAUUCAUAUCUGAUUGAUCGGGCCUAUGAAUGGGGAAAGAAGGAUUGCUUCUCUUUUCAAGGUCCAUCAGUCUUCUGGAAUAUGACAACUGAUGAACGAGGUAACAACCUUAUGCGGAUGCUAAAUGUAGCUGCAUUUGUGGCAUCUGGAUAUGCUUCAACAGAUGGAAGAAUAUGCAAACCUUUCAAUCCAUUGUUAGGGGAGACCUAUGAAGCUGAUUACCCAGAUAAAGGCGUCCGAUUUUUCUCAGAGAAGGUUAGUCAUCACCCUAUGAUUGUAGCAUGUCAUUGUGAGGGUAGAGGCUGGAGGUUUUAUGGUGACAGCAAUCUCAAAAGCAAAUUUUGGGGACGAUCUAUUCAGCUCGACCCAGUUGGUGUAUUAACUCUUGAAUUUGAUGAUGGGGAAAUCUUCCAAUGGAGCAAGGUGACAACAUCUAUUUACAAUCUAAUUCUGGGUAAACUUUAUUGCGACCAUUAUGGUACAAUGCGGAUACAAGGAAACCGUGACUACUCGUGCAAACUGAAAUUCAAGGAGCAGUCUAUCAUAGACAGGAAUCCUCAUCAAGUGCAUGGAGUUGUCCAGGACAAGAGUGGAAAAACGGUGGCAACUUUGUUCGGAAAAUGGGAUGAGAGCAUGCAUUACGUAAAUGGAGAUUACUCUUCCAAAGGGAAAGGGCAACAGUCCAUGUCGGAAGCUCACUUGCUCUGGAAACGUAGCCACCCUCCUAAGUUCCCGACACGUUACAACUUAACUCGGUUUGCCAUCACAAUGAAUGAGUUUACUCCUGGACUGAAGGAGAAGCUGCCCCCAACUGAUUCAAGGCUUAGACCUGAUCAAAGAUGCUUGGAAAAUGGGGAGUAUGAGAAAGCAAAUGCCGAAAAGUUGCGCCUAGAACAGAGGCAGCGGCAGGCGAGGUCGAUGCAAGAGAGCGGAUGGAAACCGAGAUGGUUUGCAAAAGACGAAGGUUCAAAUACAUACCAUUACAUAGGUGGAUAUUGGGAAGCUAGAGAACAGGGCAACUGGGAAUCAUGUCCCGACAUUUUUGGUCAAAUUACUGCUGAUCAAACUGCAGAUCGAGUAUGAUCAGCUUUUUGUCCUCUUAUUUUAAUUUUAUCAUCUUUUCUUGUGCGUUAGGAAAUAUUUAUGGAAAAUCAGAUGAAUAUGAUGAUUGUAGGUUAGAGCCAAUUGCAAAGAGUUUCCAUUGAGUUCAUAUUCUUCUGAAAAUUGAAAUUGAGUUCUGCUACAUAUCUUUCAUUUAGUGAAUAUAUAGAUGUAUCUCCACAAUGUAGUCUAAUCAUUAGGUAGUCAUUUAUUCCUUUCUAAUUGAUAUUCGAUGGGUAUUUGGAUAAUUUUCAUCUUUGCCGCCAACAACAUUAGUGUAAUGUUGUCUGUGACUGCCCAACGCUUGGACAGUCUAAACAGCUAGUGCCUAGAACAUACUAGUAAAAUAUUAAUGCAAAUAGCCGAUAAAGAAAAAUGAAAUGAUUUUUUCUUUUUUUUUUAAAGAAAGAAAGAGCGAGAUUAUACAGAGCUAGAGCUUUUAUGAUCUGAUAUGUAAACAUUUAUAUACGUU
Messenger RNA from Striga asiatica, 3331 nucleotides. Lineage: Eukaryota; Viridiplantae; Streptophyta; Magnoliopsida; Lamiales; Orobanchaceae. The record is from the annotation of a GenBank genome assembly.